Messenger RNA from Scheffersomyces stipitis CBS 6054, 951 nucleotides. RefSeq lists its product as uncharacterized. Bases 1 to 951 code for a protein of 316 amino acids. The record is from RefSeq and is a predicted model, not a curated record. Gene Ontology annotation, molecular function: oxidoreductase activity. Lineage: Eukaryota; Fungi; Ascomycota; Pichiomycetes; Serinales; Debaryomycetaceae. The transcript has a single exon.
AUGACAGUAGAAUUGACCCCAAACUUCAAGACCAAAUCUGGCACUUCCAUCACUAUCGGAGCUGGCUCUGGUACAGCUUGGAAAUCGGUCAAGAGGUCAGACCCCGACAACCAGGUCAAUCUCGACAGAAUUGUUGACAAGCUCUCCUACUCAAUCAAGAAAGGCUAUAACCAUUUGGAUACUGCAGAGGUAUAUACCACUCAUCCUGAAGUCGGAAGAGCCAUAAAGAAAUCCGGGACACCAAGAGAAGACCUUUGGAUCACAACUAAAUACAACCCUAGCAGCAGAGUGGCUGAAAAGAAAGACCACUCUCCCGUGGAGUUAGUUGAGUCAGCCUUGAAGGAAUUGAACACUGACUACAUCGACUUGUUGUUGAUUCACCACCCAUUCUUCAAGCCAGAACAAACCAAGUACAAUUACGAUCUCGUUAGCUUAUGGCAAGAUGUUAUCAAGGUGAAGAAGUCUGGUGCGGUAAGAUACAUCGGUGUGUCCAACUUCACAGUGGACCAUUUGAAGACUAUCAUACCUGUCAGUGAAACUGAAGGUAAAGAGUUCUUGCCUGUUGUAAACCAGAUUGAAUUUCAUCCCUAUCUACAGAAUAAGGAGAUUGUUCAAUUCUCCCAGAAGAAUGGGAUCUUGGUUGAAGCAUAUGGACCAUUGACUCCGUUGUUCAGAAUUGUAGAUGAGAAGUCCAACAAAGAAGUAGCCGAUCAUCCUUUAGCCAAGUUGCUUCCACAGUUGUCUGAGAAAUACGGGAAGACUCAGGCCCAAAUUUUGUUGAGAUACGCAUUGGAGAAGAAUGUCCUUCCCAUUACUACUUCAUCUAAAGAGGAAAGAAUCGACCAAGCCUUGAAUAUCUACGAUUUUGAUUUGAGCAAACAAGAUGUCGACUUGAUUGACUCUGAGGGAUCCAAAUUCCCAUACAGGGCCUUCUUUAAAACCUAUUUCUAA